This is a messenger RNA of Aethina tumida (small hive beetle), 1088 nucleotides long. Its product is annotated as homeobox protein unc-42. NCBI's taxonomy places the organism in Eukaryota, Metazoa, Arthropoda, Insecta, Coleoptera, Nitidulidae. The transcript is spliced from 5 exons. Gene Ontology annotation, molecular function: RNA polymerase II transcription regulatory region sequence-specific DNA binding; DNA-binding transcription factor activity, RNA polymerase II-specific. The coding region runs from base 166 to 1080 and encodes 304 amino acids. Gene Ontology annotation, biological process: regulation of transcription by RNA polymerase II. The record is from RefSeq and is a predicted model, not a curated record.
AAGUUGGAUUUCAAGGGAGUGUCGUCCUGCCUGGGGGCCUUGGGUUCCUCCCCUGCCCCCACGUCGACCAGCACCCCGGACGACCUGUCCCAUCAGCAGUUCAACAUCUUUCCAGCGAUUUUCAGCCGGCAACUCAACUUCAACGCCUGUCCCCAGUCGAAAUCGAUGAUGGAGGAGCUGAGGCCGAAUCUGGUCGGCGUCGGUAACUUGCUGGGGGUCGGCGGACUGUUGGAGGAGCACCACGGACAUCUGACCGGCAGCUCUGGCAGCAGUAACGGCGACAAGGGUAUAGCCAGGAAGUGCAACACGAGCGGGUCGUCGGCGGAAGACUUCACGGCUAUCUAUGGGGGACUUCCGCAUGCACACGACCACCAUCCCCACACGCCUGCACACACGCCACCCGCCGUCCCAAGAACUAUCACCGAUCACACUGAUGGAGCCUUCAAAAAACUGAAACCUGAACCACAGAGCACCGGCAGCAGUUCAUUAGGCACCGUGUCACCCGGAGGUCCCCAGCAUGCGGGCCACACCCCGACAACGGCUUCCUGUCCGACACCCGCACGACGAAGGCACCGCACCACCUUCACGCAGGAACAACUGGCCGAACUGGAGGCCGCCUUCGCGAAAAGCCACUACCCGGACAUCUACUGCAGAGAGGAAUUAGCUAGGAGUACCAAACUGAACGAAGCUAGGAUACAAGUAUGGUUUCAGAACCGACGGGCGAAAUACCGCAAGCAGGAAAAGCAGCUCCAAAAGGCGCUCGCUCCCAGCGUGCUGCCCGGCUGCAACGGCGCCAUGAUGCGAAACAUCUACCCCGGAGCAGCCCGGGGCUACCAACCCUAUCCGCACCCCACGGCCAUUAACAGAUACCCUCAGAUGACUACUUCUUCCUAUCCUGGAAUGGCUCAAUCGUUUUCAAUGUCCCACGGUACAAAUAUGUCUUCAGUUACAGGAAUGAGGCAAGAUGCAAUGAGUAUGGGACCCGAAGAAGAAUGGUACAAUAAAAGUUUAUCGGCAUUGAGGAUGAACACAACGCACCACCCCAAUUUAGCGGCUCCAAUGUUGCAAUAUCAAACGUAAUAACGAAC